AGGGGAGGGGUUUGCGUCAGUUGGAAGUGAAGUGCUUUCCUCGGCGGAGAUCUCGCCGCCGGUCGCUGUACUCUCUUGAGCGCGAGGCAGCGAGGCGAAAAAAAGCGGUUGGGGGGGGGGGUGUGUUCUGUCAACUUACCUCAUCCUCACCGACACCCGAAUUAUUGUGUUUGCAAACCGUGGCGGACUCCGGCAGAUGAUAUUCCAGUGGCCUAUGGAACCCAUCAAACUUGAAUAAAAUGUGCUCAUUCUGAAAACCUUUACCGCUGAAACCAAAAAAACGAAACUUUUUUUUGAAAUUCACAUUUAGCUGAAUUCUCUUCAAUCAUGUACGGAAGUGCUCGGACAGUGGGUAAAGCGGAGCAAAGUAAUCAGAGCCCUGGUCGCUCACCAAGACUGCCACGAUCGCCCCGUCUUGGUCACCGGCGAACAAACAGUACUGGGGGUAAUUCUGGUGCAAAUCCUGGAGGUGGAGGUGGGAAAACUCUUUCUAUGGAGAACAUCCAGUCACUGAAUGCUGCGUAUGCCACAUCUGGUCCCAUGUACCUCAGUGAUCAUGAAAUGGUUGGUAUAGAUUCCCCUAAAAGUAUAAUGACAUUGGGCAGACCUUCUGGACGCCUGCCAUAUGGUGUUAGAAUGACGACAAUGGGGAGCAGCCCUAACAUUGCCACAACUGGUGUGGCCAGUGAUACCAUAGCUUUUGGAGAACAUCAUCUGCCAACUGUGAGCAUGGCAUCUACUGUGCCUCAUUCAUUGAGGCAAGCUAGAGAUAAUACCAUCAUGGAUCUGCAGUCACAACUGAAAGAGGUCCUUCGUGAGAAUGAUCUGCUUCGCAAAGAAGUAGAUGUAAAGGAGAGCAAGCUCAGCUCUUCCAUGAAUAGUAUCAAGACGUUCUGGAGUCCUGAGCUGAAGAAGGAGCGAGCAAUUCGAAAGGAUGAGGUGGCAAAAAUAACUGUAUGGAAAGAGCAAUUUCGGGUUGUGCAAGAUGAAAAUCAGCACCUGCAGAUGACGAUUCAGGCAUUGCAGGAUGAGCUCCGGAUCCAGCGUGAUCUGAACCAGCUCUUUCAGCAGGACAAUAGCACCAGAACUAGUCAGCCUUUUGUUGCCGAACUAACUGAGGAGAAUUUCCAACGCCUCCAUGCAGAACAUGAACGGCAGGCCAAGGAACUAUUCCUGCUGCGCAAGACUUUGGAGGAGAUGGAGCUACGAAUUGAAACACAAAAACAAACGCUCUGUGCUCGUGAUGAAUCCAUCAAAAAACUGUUGGAAAUGCUUCAGAGCAAAGGACUGUCCUCAAAAGCAGCGGAAGAAGACCACGAGAGAACACGGCGUUUAGCUGAAGCAGAGAUGCAGGUGAACCAACUGGAGAACCUGCUUGAUCAGAAGGAAAAAGAAAAUCAUCACUUCAGAGAGGAAGUACAGCGGAAACUUGAAGGGGCACCGGAUUCAGCCAAAACAAAAGCAUUACAAACUGUGAUUGAAAUGAAGGACACUAAAAUAUUCUCCAUGGAGCGGAACAUGAGAGACCUGGAGGAUGAGAUACAGAUGCUGAAGUCAAAUGGAGCCCUGAGCAUUGAAGAGAGAGAGGAGGAGAUGAAACAAAUGGAGGUUUACAGGAGUCAUUCCAAGUUCAUGAAGAAUAAGAUUGACCAAGUGAAACAGGACCUUUCCAGAAAGGAGACAGAGCUUCUGGCCUUGCAGACAAAGCUUGAUACACUGACGAACCAAUUCUCAGAUAGCAAACAACAUGUGGAAGUGCUCAAAGAAUCACUCACAGCGAAGGAACAGAGAGCUGCUAUACUGCAAACAGAGGUGGAUGCACUGCGCCUGCGUCUUGAAGAAAAGGAGAACAUGCUAAAUAAAAAGACAAAGCAAAUCCAGGAGAUGUCUGAGGAGAAGGGAACUCUAGCUGGAGAGAUUCAUGAUCUCAAAGAUAUGAUGGAAGUCAAAGAACGUAAAAUCAAUGUCUUGCAAAAGAAGAUUGAAAACCUGCAGGAACAGCUGCGGGAUAAAGAAAAGCAAAUGAGCAGCCUGAAAGAGCGGGUAAAAUCCUUGCAGGCGGACACCACAAACACAGACACUGUGCUUACCACCUUGGAGGAGGCUCUUGCAGAAAAGGAGAGAAUAAUUGAGCGACUGAAAGACCAAAGAGAGCGAGAUGAAAGAGAAAAGCAGGAAGAAAUUGAUUCAUAUAAAAAGGAUGUAAAAGAGAUUAAGGAAAGAGUCAGUGGACUCCAAGGAGAUAUUUCAGAAAAGGAGGCUGCACUACUAGAUCUUAAAGAGCAUGCUUCAUCAUUGGCAUCAUCUGGGUUGAAGAAGGAUUCCAAGGUGAAGACAUUGGAGAUCGCUUUUGAACAGAAGAAAGAGGAAUGUGCUAAGCUUGAAGCACAGCUGAGAAAGAUGCAUGAGGCCACAACUGAAACACGGGCCAACACAGAUUUUAAUGAUCAGAUCCAACAGUUGGAGAAUGAGGUAGCGCAGUAUCGGGACGAGGCCAGCAAAACCCAGGCAGAAGUGGACAGGCUACUUGAGAUCCUGAGGGAGAUGGAGAAUGAGAAGAAUGAUAAGGAUAAAAGGAUAGCAGAAUUAGAAAAUCUGGCUUCAAGACAGAUAAAGGAACAGAGCAAAAAGGUGGCCAAUCUAAAGCAUAAAGAACAGGUAGAAAAGAAAAGGAAUGCUCAGUUGCUCGAAGAAGCACGACGAAGGGAAGAUAAUCUAUCUGACAAUUCACAUCACCUCCAGGAUACCUUACGACAGAAGGAUGACAGGAUUGAGGAGUUGGAGGAGGCUCUGCGGGAGAGUGUACAAAUCACAGCAGAACGUGAAAUGGUGCUCGCACAGGAAGAGUCUGCCAGAAACUCUUCUGAAAAGCAGGUGGAAGAGUUAUUGGCAGCUAUGGAAAAAGUGAAACAGGAGCUGGAGAUGAUGAAAGCCAAACUAUCCUCUACUCAGCAGUCCCUUGCAGAAAAGGAAGCCCAUCUCACGAACCUACGUACUGAAAGGAGGAAACACCUCGAGGAAGUGCUUGAAAUGAAGCAAGAGGCAUUGCUGGCUGCCAUCAGUGAAAAGGAUGCUAACAUUGCUCUGCUAGAGUUAUCAUCGUCCAAAAAAAAGAAAACCCAGGAGGAAGUGAUAUCACUGAAGAGGGAGAAGGACAGAUUGGUGCAGCAACUCAAACAGCAGACCCAGAACAGAAUGAAGCUGAUGGCAGAUAAUUAUGAGGAAGAGCACCUGAAAUCCUCAGCACAUUUGGAGCAGACAAAUCAUAAACCCUCCCCGGACCAGAAUGUCCAGUCACUUUUAGAACUGAACCAGAACCGCAGUAAACUGAAGCUAUAUAUCGGACACCUCACAUCUCUAUGUCAGGAUCGCGACUCACAGAUUCUCCAAGGACUAACUCCACCCCCGGCAUAUGAUCUCGACGAUGAUAGGGCAGCAUGGGAGGAAGAGCUGCAGAAGAUGAGCUCAGAACAGCUGAGUGUUGAGCUGCAACAGUGUGAAAAAGAAAGUUCAGAGCUGCAGGACUACGCCAAUGCCAUCUUGCAGCAGAUAGCGGACCACUGCCCUGACAUCCUCGAACUGGUCGUCAAUGCCUUGGAAGAAUCCUCAUGAGAUCAACACUGAGCUAAGAAAAUGAGCAAGUUUCCUGCAGUUUAUUUUUUAGAAUUUAUAUUCUUUUUCUUUAAGAUCUACUAAAAUGUGUCAGCACAAUCAUGUGGCACUUGCCACAUCCAUCUUCUGUGGAAAUGUGGUAGAAAUUAACAGGUUGAAUCCUUCCAAAAGCUGAUGUGGCAAAGUCCAGAAAUUAUGUAAUUGUUAUUUUUCAAAAUUUGAUACGAUAGAUUCUGAAACAAGUACCCAAACUGUGCAUUUUAUUGGAGCUGUGAGCAACCAGAAUCCAUAUUAUAUUACACAUUAUGGGAACUUGUACCUCAUGAACAAAUUACAAGUUUCCAUAAUGUAAUCAUGAGAAUAGAGUUCAUGAGAACCAGUAAAUUCUUAAUGUACUGCAUUUGAUCUCCAAUUGAAAAUAUUGUACCCCAUGUUUGGCAAACUAUAAACUUUAAGGACAGUCCAUUUGGACCAACAUUAUAGCACACAAGUAGGGUAGCAGCUGAUGUGGGCCAAGAACUAUGUUACUAAAUUAAUCCAUGGAGCACAAAUUUCUUUCCCAAAGCUACAAAAGACUAUAACAAGACAGUGACUAUUACAUAAUAAUAAUCUAUUUUAUCUGUGCUAUAUGAAGACAUUGAGGACAGCAACUGAGCUGAAGAACUGAAACUGCUGGUUUGUCUUUCACAUAUACUUACUUUCUCUCAAUUC
Messenger RNA from Callorhinchus milii (elephant shark), 4323 nucleotides. It is a transcript of the gene erc1b, whose product is annotated as ELKS/RAB6-interacting/CAST family member 1b. The record is from RefSeq and is a predicted model, not a curated record. Lineage: Eukaryota; Metazoa; Chordata; Chondrichthyes; Chimaeriformes; Callorhinchidae. Gene Ontology annotation, molecular function: structural constituent of presynaptic active zone. The coding region runs from base 328 to 3612 and encodes 1094 amino acids. Gene Ontology annotation, cellular component: cytoskeleton of presynaptic active zone. Gene Ontology annotation, biological process: regulation of synaptic plasticity; neuromuscular synaptic transmission; maintenance of presynaptic active zone structure. The transcript is spliced from 19 exons.